AUGGGUAUUUCAAAGGGCGAUUCGAUCAUCAUCGUGGGCGCUGGCGUGUUCGGUCUGUCCGCCGCGUUAGAAUUGAAACAGCGCGGAUACACCGAUAUCACUGUUUUGGAUCGAUAUGCGCCUCCAGCAGUAGAUGGAAGCAGUGUCGAUCUGUCACGUAUCAUCCGAAUUGACUAUGCUGAUCCGGUAUACUGCCAAAUGGCUCGCGAAGCCUACCAGGGCUGGACGACAGAGUACAAAGAUGAGUACUAUGAGUCAGGAUUUGCAUUGCUGUCUGAAACUCCCCGGAACGACUGGAUCGAGAAUUCCAAAGCAACAGUCCUCGCAAAUGGUGGCACUGUGGAGGAUCUCAAAGAUGCUACUCAGUUGCUCAAGUCAUACCCGAACAUUCAGGCCGAUCUCGCCGGCAUGAACGGGUAUCUGAACCGGAGAGGUGGAUGGGCCGAUGCUGCCCGCAGCAUCCAGAAGCUGGCUUCGCGAUGCAGUGUGGAGGGUAUUUCUAUCAUCUCCGGACCUCGCGGGACCGUGAAAUCCCUGCGCCGAGAAGGCUCCCGAGUUGUAGGAGUCAACCUUCUGAAUGGGGGGUUCUUGCUCGCAUCCCAGGUCAUUGUUAGCACCGGAGCAUGGACAAAUCGUCUUUUGGAUGUUUCACAUGCCGCGUCAUCCUCGGGACAACCUGUCGGUUUUAUUCAACUGACCCCGGAAGAGGCCCAGUCCUUGGAAUCGACCCCUGUUAUGAUCAACAUGAGCUCGGGAGUCUUCUGCUUCCCGCCUUACCCGGGCUCUAACGUUCUCAAGCUCGCGCGCCACGGAUACGGCUUCGCAAAUGAAGUCACUGUCCAAGCCGAUGGAGUCACUCGGACUGUUUCAUCACCUAAGCUUGAGAGCAGCAAUGCACAGACAGGAUAUCUUCCUGAAGACGCUGAUGAAGGCCUGCGCCAAGGCCUUCGACAGUUCUUCCCCAAGAUUGGUGACCGGCCAUGGAUGAAUCGUCGACUUUGCUGGUACACUGAUACCCCGAAGGGUGACUUUAUCAUUGAUAACCACCCGGAACUGCAAGGUCUGUUUGUGGCUACUGGUGGAGCCGGACAUGGAUUCAAGUUCUUGCCUAUCCUGGGCAAAUACAUUGCUGACUGCUUUGAGAACAAGGCUUCUAAGGAGCUACGUGAGAAGUGGCGAUUGGCACCGGCGCCUGCUAACUCUGCGGCUUAUACUAUGAAGGGCGAUGGAAGCCGAGCUGGGCCUCCAUUGCGCCAGCUGACGCAUGUUGAAAAAGCGAAACUGUAA
Molecule: messenger RNA, 1287 nt
Organism: Penicillium pulvis
Lineage: Eukaryota; Fungi; Ascomycota; Eurotiomycetes; Eurotiales; Aspergillaceae
Product: NAD(P)/FAD-dependent oxidoreductase
Exons: 2
Coding region: 1-1287 (428 amino acids)
Molecular function (GO): L-pipecolate oxidase activity; flavin adenine dinucleotide binding; proline dehydrogenase activity
Source: RefSeq, a predicted model, not a curated record